Messenger RNA from Symbiodinium sp. CCMP2592, 1566 nucleotides. NCBI's taxonomy places the organism in Eukaryota, Dinophyceae, Suessiales, Symbiodiniaceae. The record is from the annotation of a GenBank genome assembly.
AUGUGGAAGAUAAAAGCUCAGCUGCAGGAGCAGCAGGCGAACGCCCAGGCUGGUCCGCGGAAAGUUCCAGAAGGAUUCAAGCAGGUUGAAAAGGGCAAGCCGCUGUACUACAAUGACAAGCGACAGGUUUAUUGGAAUUCUGAUGAUGGCUUGACGUACGUUUACGAUGCUGUCAUGCAGAAGUACUCGUUGCCUAGCUCUCAGCAUCCAGCGCUAUACGACGGCCAGCCCCAUGAUGUUCGGUUCGCCGUCGGGGCCUGCUUCCAUGAGAAGGCCAAGAAGCCUCAGGAAGGCCAAAAGAGUUCUGUGAAGCUGGCGCUGGCGAUGCAGGCCUCUCAAGUUCGACAUGUGCUGGUGAAAGACCUGGCCAAAGCAGCACAGGCGAUGCGCAUGUCGAUUGAACAUCUCGACAGGCCAUGUGCGCUGUACGCACUGUACGAGGGCCACAGAGGUCGGCCAAGCUCAGGAACUGCAAAUGCUUGCGCGGAGUUCUGUGUCAAGCAUCUACAUCAGAAACUGCUUCCAAAGCUUUCAGCUUUUCGUGGAUUCUGGGAGGAUACCCGUCUACAGGUGGCAAUGCGAGAAAGCUUCGAGGAGCUGGAUGCCGAGUUCAUAGAGAAGAAUCCGGGAGUUCCAGAUGGAUGUUGUGCGGCAGUGGCCCUGGUCUCGGGACAUCGUGUAGUCAUUAGCACACUGGGUGAUGUUGCGGCUGUGGUGUGCAUGCGAAAUGGAGAAGCACUGGAGUUUCUCAAACCGCAUGUCGCACCUGGCUUCGAUGAGGAUGAAGACGAAGACGACGAGCCUCCUGACGCAGCACCACAAGGAGAGGCUCCAGCAAUACAGUGGACAAGAUCGCUGGGAGAUGCCGACUUCAAGAAGCAAAAUGCUUCUCCACAACUAUCGUCAUCACCAGAAACGAAGGUCUUGCAUUUAGAGUCUCCGCAUUUGGGCCUUGCGUUCGUGUGCCGAGCUCUCUACAAUUGCAUCGGCAAGAGUACUGCCGUGUCUACGGUGUCGAAGCGUUGUGCGCCCCGCGCCAGAAUGGCUGCGGGAGCUCUGGUCGAUGCCGCGGUGCAGUGGCUGGGGCAGGUUGGGGACCUUGGCCUCGGGUCUAUCGUCGUCUUCUUUGACAGGAUAGAAGAUGGGCCUGCCCACAAGCGGGCCAAAAAAGAGGACCCCAGCCAGGCCGACCGUCCGAAUGUGUCGACCGAGUCGAGUGGUUUCUGGAGACAGGCCGUGUGCUGGCAAACGUCCUUUUCGCAUUUCUGCGUCCCAGAGGUGCGAAACAAGCAGGAGAAGCUGAGCGAUUGCUGCGAGCAGUGCUGGAAGAAUGCCAGAACGAAGAUCUUCACCCAGCGCUGCAAGGAGCUGUCCGAGUGCCAGAGCUGCCUGAAGGCCGGAGAGCUGGUGGGUGACCUGAGCUGGGUCAAACCCGGCAAGUACGGCCAAGCAUUUGACGAUAUUGCGUUUUCGUUGUCUGUGGGUCAGCUCAGUGACCUCGCACGCAAGCUCAGUUGGAUCUACGUUUGGCGUACUGUGCAUGCGGGAGCAGUUGAAAUGUGUUAG